AGAUCCAAUACGUAGGACUCCUCGAUUGGGUGCCUUCGAGACUAAAGAGGCAGCCCAUUGGCUGUGUCCCUUCGUUGCCACCCGACUCUUCCGUCGUCACGCUUUUUCCGAGUUUCCAAAACUUCUUCCAGUCCAACUUUGUAGUAUCUACCGGUCAACUCAUCUCUGCUUCACAAUCCACGAUUUUCACCAUCGUCCUUAGUCUGGUGAGGUUCUCAUUAACAUAGAUACAGUUCAGCGGCGGAAAACAGCUCACUGCGGCCAACACUGCCGCAUUCUACUUCUCCCCGCUAUUGACUCAUCGGGCCUAUUCAACCUUGGCGAAUUUGUCACUGAUCUGGGGCUGGAGCCCAGGCUACGAUGUCCACUAAGCGAGUGGGAGGAGCCUCUGCCAACUCUAUGGCAGCGAAGAGGAUCAAGCGCGAGAUCGCAGACCUGUCAAAAGAGAAUCUAGGCAACAUCACGCUCGUGCCCAACGAGUCCAACAUCUUCGCUUGGAAAGCUACCAUUCCGGGUCCCCAAGGAUCCCCAUACGAGGGAGGUGUGUUCGAAGUGGAUAUACGAAUACCAGAUGAUUAUCCAUUCUCCCCUCCGCAUCUGCAUUUCAUUACCAAGGUGUACCACUGCAAUGUCGCUAGUAGCGGGGCCAUUUGCCUCGACCUUCUCAAGACUGCUUGGUCCCCUGCUCUUUCCCUCUACAAAGUGAUCCUGUCCCUCUCAUCCCUUCUCACCGACCCAAACCCGUCCGAUCCGCUUGUACCUGCCAUCGCCCAGGAAUAUAAGAAAAACAAAGCGAAGCAUGACCAGAACGCCAGAGACUGGGUGAAGCAGUAUGCUCUACCCAAAAAUCCACCUCCACCAACCACCAGCUCAUCCUCAAAACCAAAUCCCAUGCCUGCGCAGCGGCCCCAUCCCAUCUCACGUCCGAACUCAUCAACCUCGGUUCCUCCAGCUCAAGUCGCCGGAACAAGACGAUCGAAUCCAUUUUCCUCAGACGACGGCCAGGAGACUUCCGGUAGGGACACAAGCUUAGCGAACGGCACUGGAUCUGCGAGUGCUGCAAUCAAUCUGGUCGAUAGUGACAGUGAUGGCGAGGCUGGAGGAACGUCUAGUCGUCCGAGGCGAGGGGAACGAGCGCCGAAGAGACCCAGGACAGGUGUGGUAGGGGCUGCUGUUGGUUCCAGCAGGACUCGGGCAACGGCUUCAGACGAUGUGAUCGUCAUUGAUGACUGAGAUGUUUAACUCGCUGCUUUGCGCGAACGAGCAUGAUGAUACCUAGCAUUUUUUCAUGACCCAUGGUACAU
Kockovaella imperatae is the source of this 1304-nucleotide messenger RNA. RefSeq names its product ubiquitin-conjugating enzyme/RWD-like protein. The transcript is spliced from 7 exons. The coding region runs from base 361 to 1233 and encodes 290 amino acids. The record is from RefSeq and is a predicted model, not a curated record. NCBI's taxonomy places the organism in Eukaryota, Fungi, Basidiomycota, Tremellomycetes, Tremellales, Cuniculitremaceae. Gene Ontology annotation, molecular function: ubiquitin conjugating enzyme activity. Gene Ontology annotation, biological process: ubiquitin-dependent protein catabolic process; protein polyubiquitination. Gene Ontology annotation, cellular component: nucleus.